GCGUCUAAUCCCCCUUAGUCGGCUAUUGCUCUUUUAUGCCUACACUAUGACGCUUCCUUGCGCACAGUCCUUCUUUUCCCGAUAUGCAUCUGCCGAGGAUACAUUUUUUUAAUUACGCAGUAUAGCCGACCUCGAACCUCGAACCUCUCUCCUUGAUCCCCCUCGACCACCACUCGUUCUCGCGCACGAAUCACGCUCGCCCAUCAUGCUGUCUCGAAGCAUAGUUGCCGUCUCCCGCAUGGCGCCGAUGCGCCAUUUGCGCCCAUCCCCCGUCUUCCGCCAGGGCCUCCCGAGCUUGGUCCGGUGGUAUGCGGACAAGAUCAUCCAGGUCCCGCCCAUGGCCGAGUCCAUAUCCGAGGGAACUCUGAAGCAGUUUUCCAAAUCCGUUGGCGACUACGUUGAGCAGGAUGAGGAGAUUGCCACCAUUGAGACGGACAAGAUCGACGUCGCCGUCAACGCAACAGAAGCCGGAGUCAUCAAGGAGUUUUUCGUCAAGGAGGAGGACACCGUGACGGUUGGCCAGGACUUGGUCCGUGUCGAGACUGGCGCCGAGAAGCCGGCGUCGUCAGGAGAGCAGGAGAAGCCCAAGGAGGAGUCGAAACCCCCUGUUGAGUCCGAGUCAAAACCGGCGGAACCAGAGCAGCCAAAGUCACAGCCCGAGCCGAGCAAGAGCGAGAAGCCUUCUCCUCCGCCCCAGCCCAAGGAGAAGCCCGCCGAGAAGCCCCAGAAGAAGAGCGAGCCCGAGCCUGCUGCGGCAUCGUCAUCUACCCCGGCACCUGGAAACCGCGAAGAGCGUCGGGUGAAAAUGAACCGUAUGCGACUUCGUAUUGCCGAGCGUCUCAAGCAGUCUCAGAACACGGCUGCGUCACUGACGACGUUCAACGAGGUGGACAUGUCUAACAUUAUGGAGUUCCGCAAGCUCUACAAGGAGGAGAUUCUCAAGAAGACUGGAGUGAAGCUGGGCUUCAUGAGCGCCUUCUCGCGCGCUGCGGUGCUGGCGAUGCGCGACAUCCCCGCCGUCAAUGCGUCCAUUGAGGGCCCCAACGGCGGAGACACCAUUGUGUACCGCGAUUACGUCGACAUCAGCGUCGCCGUUGCCACGGAGAAGGGUCUGGUUACCCCCGUUGUGCGCAAUGUUGAGUCGAUGGACAUGAUCAACAUUGAGAAGGCUAUUGCCGAGAUGGGCAAGAAGGCUCGCGACGGCAAGCUCACGAUUGAGGAUAUGGCUGGCGGUACCUUCACCAUCAGCAACGGCGGCGUGUUCGGUUCCCUCAUGGGUACCCCCAUCAUCAACCUGCCCCAGAGCGCCGUCCUGGGUCUCCACGCCGUCAAGGAUCGCGCCGUGGCCGUCAACGGAAAGGUGGAGGUCCGGCCCAUGAUGUACCUGGCCCUGACGUACGACCACCGUCUGCUCGAUGGAAGGGAAGCCGUCCAGUUCCUGGUCAAGAUCAAGGAGUACAUCGAGGACCCCAGGAAAAUGCUGUUGUAGGAGCUUUCACGAGCAUCACCUGUAGAUGGGCUGUAAGCUUCAUGAUUAGAAUGUACGAAGUAGUAGUAGCUGUUAAUAAAGAGCGUGGGACAUUCAA
Trichoderma citrinoviride is the source of this 1586-nucleotide messenger RNA. RefSeq names its product dihydrolipoyllysine-residue succinyltransferase. Gene Ontology annotation, cellular component: oxoglutarate dehydrogenase complex. The transcript is spliced from 4 exons. Lineage: Eukaryota; Fungi; Ascomycota; Sordariomycetes; Hypocreales; Hypocreaceae. Bases 206 to 1489 code for a protein of 427 amino acids. Gene Ontology annotation, molecular function: dihydrolipoyllysine-residue succinyltransferase activity. Gene Ontology annotation, biological process: tricarboxylic acid cycle. The record is from RefSeq and is a predicted model, not a curated record.